UAAAAAAAUAUCAGUCAGUCAUGAAAGUUGGGCGGUGAAGAAGAGUGUUUUCAGUUUUUAUUUUUAGUGACGUUAUUAUUUAAGUUUGUCGUAUGAUUUCGCUUAAUUUAAUUAGGACAAACUGUUAUUUUACUAGUGAACCAUGUAUUGAUGAUCAGUUCGUGUUGUUUUGGUGUAUGGUUUAGUUUGUGUUGGUGUGGUAUUUUUGUUUCGACAUGAUGAAGGUGGAAGGAGUCGCUUCUAGGCGACGCGCAGCUAUUCACUUCUUAGGCACGCUGACGGCGCUGGCGACGCUAGCGGCGGGCGCGGCGGCGGCGGCGGGUGGCCCGGCCGGUCCCUCGGAGCGCCCCGAGGCCUACUUCAACGGCAGCUCGUACGUGCGCCUGUCGCAACCCAUCUCGCUCAAGCAGCUCGUCGGCCUCAGCUACAGGACCUGCAUAGGCGGCGAGUUGUUCUCGCAGCGCUUCGAGGGCUACACGCUGCACGUGUCGGCGCUAUUCGAGCAGGUGGUGGUGUCGUGGGCGCGGCCGGGGCAGGCGCAGCGCGAGGCGGCGCUGGCGCGGGGCACGCUGGACAACCGCUGGCACUGGCUGGCGCUGCGGUACCGCCCCGCGCCGCCCAGCCUGCUGCUCGAGGUGGACAAGGACACGCAGGUCAUAGCGAACGUGACGUGGAACCCGGAGCUGCUCUCCCCCGGGCGGCUGGAGCGCGGCGGCGCCGUGGUGCUGGUGGGCAACCUGUUCAGCGGCUGCGUGCGCGAGGGGCCGCAGCUCGAGUUCCACCCCACCUCCGCCGCCGACCACAACGUCAUGUUCGGCCCCUGCCCGCUGGCUGAUGACGACUGCAGCCAAGACCGGAAGGAGGUGUUCCGGGAGCCGCUGACGGACCACUGCUACAACGAGCCCUGCAUGCGCCACGGCACCUGCAUCUCAAGACAGGACCGCUACGAGUGCCACUGCACGGCGCGCUACUCGGGCAACAACUGCGAGGUGGACCUGGGCCCGGCGUGCGGCGCCGCGCCGUGCCGCGCCGGCGUCUGCCGCGACCUGCCCACCGGCGACUACGUGUGCCAGUGCCCGGACCACCUCAGAGGCAAGCACUGCGAGAUCGAGGUGUCGCUGGAGCCGGCGUGCGUGGCGGCGCCGUGCCUCAACAACGGCUCGUGCAGCGUGCCGCCCGGACAGGACUCCUACGUGUGCGAGUGCCCACCCGGCUUCACCGGUCGCAACUGUGAGACGAACAUCGACGAGUGCGCGGGCGUGGCCUCCCCGUGCCUGCACGGCGGCCGCUGCCUGGACGCCGUCAACAACUACACCUGCGACUGCAGCGGCACCGGCUACACGGGCCCACGGUGCAACGUGAACGUGAACGAGUGCGAGCAGCGCGGCGUGUGCGGCCACGGCGUGUGCUACGACACGCACGGCUCCUUCGUGUGCGCGUGCCGCGUGCCCUACACCGGGCCCACCUGCCAGACCGUGUCAGGGUGUGCGUCGGGCCCGUGCGGCGCGGGCGGCGCGUGCGUGGAGGAGGGCGCGAGCUGGCGCUGCGUGUGCGCGAAGGGCUACGCGCCGCCGCUGUGCGCCGCGCCCGCCCCCGCGCCGCCCGCCCCGUGCGAGCUGCCCUGCCCGCCGCGCAGCCACUGCCAGCCGCAUCACACUGCAGGACUGCCAACGAUGAUGACUGGCGUGAUAGUAACGAAACAGACAAUUUGCGUUUGCGAUCCCGGAUAUUACGGCGCGUCGGGGGUGUCCCCCAACUGCUCGACGCUGGAGGCGGCGUGCGAGGCGGGCGUGUGCCAGAACGGGGCGUCGUGCGCGCUCGGGCCCGACCACUUCAACUGCACCUGCGCGCCCGGGUACAAAGGCGUGUACUGCGAGCAGGCGGCGGGCAAGGCGCUGGAGCCGCCGCCCGAGCGCUGCGCCGCGCAGCCCUGCGACCACGCCGCGCGCUGCACGGACACUCCGACCGGAUUCCGCUGUGAGUGCGAGGCGGGGUGGGGCGGCGCGCGCUGCGACGCUCCAGCCGCGCUUCCCGCGACCGCCGAGCCGUGCGGCCGCGCCUGCCUCAACGGAGUCUGCCGCGGCGACGCCUGCGAGUGCCGCCCCGGCUACAGCGGGCAGAUGUGCGAGGUGGCGCACGAUUGCAGGGCCAACGGGUGCGCGCCACGACAGGAGUGCCUGGAGGAGAACGGCGGGUGGCUGUGCGGCGCGCCGGCGGCCGCGUCCCCGUGCGCGUCGUCGCCGUGCCACAACGGCAGCUGCGUCGCGUCGCGCGCCGGCCUGUUCAAGUGCGUGUGUCCGCCGGGGUACACGGGUCAUUACUGCGAAUCAGACAUCGACGAAUGCCAGGUGCCGAAGAUUUGCAACAACGGAGUCUGUGUGAACGUCCCUGGGACGUAUCAGUGUUAUUGUAGGCCAGGCUACACGGGCGAUAGUUGCGAGCAGGACAUCGACGAGUGCCUGUCGGCGCCGUGCCGGCACGGGGGCUCGUGCCGCGACCUCGAGAACAACUUCGAGUGCGACUGCGCGGAGGGGUUCGAAGGAAAAGACUGCUCGGUGAACAUCGACGACUGCGCGGGCGCGCCGUGCGGCGCGGGCGGCACGUGCGUGGACGGCGUCAACGACUUCACCUGUCUCUGUCCCGAGGGGCUGACGGGCGCCAAGUGCGAGCAGGACAUUGAUGAUUGCGAGGGCUCGCCCUGCCAGCACGGCGGGCGCUGCGUGGACCUGCUGAACGGGUUCCAGUGCGACUGCGCGGGCACCGGGCACGCGGGCGCGGCCUGCGAGCUCAACGUGGACGAGUGCGCGUCCACGCCGUGCGCUCACGGGGCCGCCUGCGUGGACGAGCUGGACGACUACCGCUGCGUGUGCCACGCGGGCUACACCGGAAAGAACUGCGAGGUAGACAUCAACGAGUGCCUGCCCAACCCGUGCCAGCACGGCGGGCAGUGCCUCGAGCACUCGAACACGACGCUGUACGCGCCCGCGGCCGCCGCCUCGCAGCCGCUGUUGCCGGCCGUGUUCAGCCAACCCUUCUCUUAUGAGAAUGCUAGCGGUUUCUCGUGCAUCUGUGUGCCCGGCACGGUGGGCGCGCGCUGCGAGACGGACGUGGACGAGUGCGCGUCGGGCCCCUGCGCGCACGGAACCUGCGUGGACCACACGGGCCACUACUCGUGCGACUGCCUGCCCGGCUACGAGGGCCCGCGCUGCUCGCUGGACAUCGACGAGUGCGCGCGUUACCAGCCGUGCGUGCACGGGCGCUGCGUGGACGGGCGCGCGACAUACACCUGCGAGUGCCAGGCGGGCUGGGGCGGCGCCAACUGCUCCGUGGCGCUGGCGGGCUGCCGCGCCGCGCCGUGCCGCCACCGCGGGCACUGCCGGCCCUGGCUGCGCGGCGAGAGCGACCACCGCUUCAACUGCACCUGCGCGCCGGGCUACGCGGGGCAGACGUGCCAGCAGAUAACCACGAUGUCGUUCUCCACGAGCAGCUACGCGGAGGUGAACACGAGUCGCGAGGAGGGCUACGACAUCUCGUUCCGCUUCAAGACCACGCUGGGCAGCGGGCUGCUGGCCAUGGGCCGCGGACUCACGUACUUCUUCCUAGAGCUGUCCGAUGGACGGCUGAAUCUGCAUUCGAGCUUGUUGAAUAAGUGGGAGGGGGUUUUCAUUGGGUCGAAUUUGAAUGAUAGUAAUUGGCAGAAGGUGUUCGUAACAAUCAACUCGUCCCACGUGGUCCUGGCAGCCAACGAGGAGCAGACCAUCUACCCCAUCUCGCAGAACGAGGCGUUCAACAGCAGCGUGACGUCAUUCCCCGUGGUCAGGCUGGGUGCGGCCGGCUCGGGAUAUGCUACCUUGACUCAUGGACCCAAUGCGUUUGUGGGCUGCUUCCAGGACGUGCUGGUCAAUGGACUCUGGGUCCUCCCCGACGACACGAACUCCACCGACCCGGACCUCGACUCCAUGGACCCGCCACCCGAGCCGGCGCUGGCGGCCGCGAGCACCCUGCGCGGGGUGUCGGCGGGGUGCCCGCGCGCGCCGCAGUGCGAGCCCAACCCGUGCCGCCGCGGCGCCUGCCACGACGCCUGGACCAGCUUCCGCUGCCAGUGCGCGCGCCCCGCGCUCGGCAACACCUGCCAGUACACCUACACAGCGGCCACUUUCGGUCACGAGGCGGCGGUGCCUCGCUCGCUGGUGGCGGUGCGCGUGGAGGACGCGGCGCGGCGGCUGGUGCACGCCGCCAUCGACAUCUCCAUGUUCGUGCGCACGCGCAAGCCCACCGGAUAUAUAUUCUACCUCGGCUCCGGGCCCCGAUACGGACAGACGGACGAGACCCUCGUGGGAGCAUCUCUCAAGGGCGGCGAGCUGCUGGUGCACCUGCGCUUCAACCAGACGCCCGAGGAGUACACGGUGGGCGGCACGCGCCUCGACAACGGGCACCUGCACCUCAUACAGGUGGUGCGCAACUCGACGCUGGUGCAGGUGAAGCUGAACGGCACGGAGUACUUCCGCAAGUCCAUCUCCGCCGCCAAGCAGCUCGACGCACAGGUGCUAUACCUCGGUGGCCCUCCGCCGCCGGCGUCCCCGCCCCCCGCCGCGCCCCCCGCGCCGCCCGCGCCCGGCGCCGCGCCCGCCCCCACCGCGCCCCUCACCACCCCCGCGCCCGCGCCCGAGGACAACGACGACGACUACUUCAAAGGAGUCAUUCAGGAUGUGCAGAUCUCGAACGGCGUGAACGUGUCAGUAGUGGAGGUGUUCCCGCUGCGCGAGCCGGGGCUGGCGGUGCCGCCGCCGUUCGGGCGCGUGACCGUGCCGGCGGGCGGCGUGCUGCCGGGCGAGGUGUCGGACGACGCGUGCGCCGCGCAGCCCUGUCUGCACGACGCGCCCUGCGCCGUCACCUGGAACGACUUCACAUGCACGUGCCCGCGCGGCUACAAGGGCAAGACGUGCGGCGACGUGGAGUUCUGCCAGCUGCAGGCGUGCCCGCUCAACACGCGCUGCAACAACCUCGACGGGGGGUACGAGUGCGUAUCGAACGCUACAUUUGACGGCGUGAACACGACGCUCGCGUACCAGCUGCGAGUCCCUCGAGACCAGAACGGCAACCCGCGCGAGAUGCCGCCGCCCACCACGCUCGACAUCACCUACCGAACAAAAUGGGGCGGCACAAUCUUCCACGCGUGGCUGGGGUCGGGCGCGCAGGCGCAGUGGCUGACGGUGGCGGCGUGGCGCGCGCAGGUCACUGCUCACUGGCGCCUGGGCGCCGCCCUGCCCGCCGCCCGCCGCCUGCGCGCCGCCCCCGCGCCCGCGCCCGCCCCUGCCGCGGAUUGGAGGCAGCUGACGUUGAGGGUUAAUGCUAACACGCUUACAGGUGCAUUCGUGGACAGCGAGGGUCGCGAGGCGGUGGGCUUCUCGGAGAGCAUCGACGCGGGCGCGUGGCAGCGCCUGCUGACCGAGGGACACAUCACGCUGGGCGGGCCCGCGCGCCGCCCGCCCCGCGCCACCGCGCAGCCGCCCACCACCACCGCGCAGGAGGAGCCGGCCACGGAGGUGACGGUGUGGGAGUACUCGGACGGGGACGACCCCGCCGCCGACGACGCGCACGGAGAGUACUUCAAGGGGUGCCUGGGCGCGGUGCACGUGGGCGGGCUGCUGCUGCCGUUCUUCACGGAGGAGGAGCUGUUCGUGGGCUCGGCCGCCGCGCUGCUGGCCGCGCAGCCGCACUACGCGCUGCUGUCGGGUCGUCCGUGGGGCGCGGAGGCGGGCGUGGGCUGCGUGCUGUGUCUGGAGCGCGACUGCGCGCACGGCGGCCACUGCGCCGACGUGCGCACGCAGUACACGUGCGCCUGCCCCGCCGGGUACGCCGGCGACCACUGCGAGCUGGACAUCGACGAGUGCGAGCGGCACGAGUGCCAGCACGGCGCCACGUGCCGCGACGGGCUGGCCGGCUACGAGUGCCUGUGCGCCGACGGCUUCGAGGGACCCUUCUGCGAGACGGACAUCGACGAGUGCGUGUCGUCGCCGUGCGGCGCGGGCGGCACGUGCGUGGACCGGCCCGGCGGCUACGCCUGCGAGUGCCCGCCGCCCUGCCACCCGCGCACGCACUACUGCCGCCCCGAGCCCAUCUCCAACAACGGGUCGUGCUCGUGCUACCCGGGCUUCGUGGGCGAGCGCUGCGACCGCGCGUACUGCGAGCUGCGGCCCUGCUUGCACGGCGUGUGCGAUGCCGAUGCCGAGGAGCCGCACUGCGCCUGUGAAGAAGGCUGGACUGGCGCGUACUGCGAGGCGGCGGCGGCGGCGUGCGCGCCCGCGUCGUGCCUGCACGGCGGCCGCUGCCGGCCCGACCAGCCCUGCGACUGCGCCGACACCGGGUACCGCGGCGCGCGGUGCGAGGUGGACGUGGACGAGUGCGCGGAGGGGCUCGUGCAGUGCGGGCCCGGCGAGUGCCGCAACCUGGACGGCGGCUACACAUGCGAGUGCGCGGAGGGUUUCUGCGGCGACUCGUGCGCGCUGCUGGACCCGUGCGUGGCGGCGCCGCCGGUGUGCGAGCACGGGGGCGCCUGCGAGCAGCGCUGCACCACGCGGCCCGACUACACGUGCCGCUGCGUCGACGGCUGGGGCGGACGCAACUGCAGCCAGCAGGUGGUAGCGGAAGCGGCGAGCGGCGGGCUGGGCACGGGCUGGCGCGUGGCGCUGGGCGCGGCGGGCGCGCUGCUGGCACUGGCGCUGCUGGGCGCGGGGCUGGCGCUGGCGGCCGGCGCGCGACGCACAAGGGCCACGCGCGGCACAUACUCGCCUAGUGGACAGGAGUACUGCAACCCGCGCGCCGCGGGCCAGCCGCGCGCGCUGCAGCCGCCGCCCGAGGAGAGACUCAUCUAGGGACCUCACGCCGGGGGUAGGCACCCAGAAUCGACCAAGGAAAUAUUUGAUUUGAACAAAACUGAAGGAUUGAAGACGUUGAAGUGAGCGCAACGACGCAUAUCAACCAAAUGUGUGUGUGUGUGUGUAUAUGUGUGUGUUUGUCCGUGGUUAUUGUGCGUGUGAGUGUGUAGGAAGUUUUAUACAUUGACUAGUGGAUGGAUGAAUGUGUGUUCGUCACGAAACCGUAGAUUUAAGUAAUAAAAUAUUUUGUACUUAACGAAUUAAGCCCCCAAUGAAAGUGAUAUUUUACGAAAAAUGGAUUAUAUUAUAGGUACUUAAAUAAGAUAAGAUACCCCAAAAUGAAUUUUAAAUCUAUUUUUUAUUCAACUAAUUAGUCACAAAAUAUGAAUUUUACUGUAAUUAAUAAGAAAGGAAUUCUUGCAAGGACCAGUUAUUGUGGUCCCGUGUACUUAACGUAAUGUGAUGCGCCGCACUACGCGGUCUACUAUAUUAAUUAUUUAAUGAAUUUAUGCUCUAAUUAAUUUAAGGAUUUUAAAUGUUUUACUUAUUGACAUUUAUACUGUAACAAUAAGGUAAAUUUUUCGAAGCAUUUAGAGCUUUUCGGAAACUACUUUAGAACAUAUCACUAUAUAACGGUAAGAUGAAGUAUUACACAUGUACAAUAUUAGUACAUACUGUAUUUUGUGUUCAAAUGUUAAUAUUUGUGAUGGAAUGCUGAGUGUGCCUUACGACUUAAAGGAUGUAGAUUGAAGGGCCAAUUUCAACAGAAGUGGCGAAUGAUUAGCGCCGGUUACGUCAGUAGAACAAUUUAAUGUAGUAUUCGGGUGUAAACUCGCCAACAAGUUGAGAUUGUGCCUGGAACAUAGACUAGCUUGCGGAGUAGCGCCAACACCGUCAUAAUGAGAUUAACAUUAUUUACUUAUGACUUCAAAUAUUUAUCUGAUAUGUUAUGUUAAGAUAUAUACCUACUUCUCGGAAUUUUAUGUUCUUGUAAAGAUAGGAACUCAUCGUUUUUUAAAACCAAACAAAAUAUAUUUUAUUAUAAAAAAACCCGCGAGAUGAGCGAUAUUUUAGCAUAAAAAUAAAAUAUUACUUGUGUCGUCGUGUAUUAUUAUUCAGAUUUAUGCUCUUAAAUUUUUAUGUACAAUACCUAGUUUUAGUGACAUUUGUACUUAAUUUAUUUCGUACCUAAUAUUAAUUUAUUUACUUACCACAAUGUAGAUCCUUUGACAUAGGCUAACGGUACCAUGCAUUGCGCAUUAAAAUAAAUAUUCUGCUAGAUAACUCAGUAGAUUAGUAAAGAUGACUAAAAACUAUUACCUAUAUCAAAAACAUCUGUACUUAAACAAUUAUUGACAAUUAGGUAAAGCUAUACAUACGACAUUAUAUUUAAUCAUCCUAGUGUUUAAGAUGCAA
This is a messenger RNA of Plutella xylostella (diamondback moth), 8294 nucleotides long. Lineage: Eukaryota; Metazoa; Arthropoda; Insecta; Lepidoptera; Plutellidae. The record is from RefSeq and is a predicted model, not a curated record.